This is a messenger RNA of Coccomyxa subellipsoidea C-169, 1703 nucleotides long. Its product is annotated as monodehydroascorbate reductase I. The coding region runs from base 1 to 1290 and encodes 429 amino acids. The record is from RefSeq and is a predicted model, not a curated record. Gene Ontology annotation, molecular function: flavin adenine dinucleotide binding; oxidoreductase activity, acting on NAD(P)H. Lineage: Eukaryota; Viridiplantae; Chlorophyta; Trebouxiophyceae; Coccomyxaceae. The transcript is spliced from 12 exons. Gene Ontology annotation, cellular component: cytoplasm.
AUGUCAGCGUCGUCUUUCAAGUAUGUGGUUCUUGGGGGUGGUAACUCUAGCGGGUAUGCUGCUCGCGAGUUUGUCCAGCGCGGAAUAGGCAACGGAGAGCUUGCAAUCAUCACUGAGGAGCCGUACGUGGCAUACGAGAGGCCGGCGCUGAGCAAGGCAUACCUCUUCCCGGAAGGUGCUGCACGCUUGCCUGGAUUUUAUGCAACAGUCGGGGGCGGUGGUGAGAAGCAGACCCCGGAGUGGUAUGCGGAGAAGGGCAUUGACUACAAGACAAACACAUCGAUUACUGCAGUUGAUGUGUCAGCCAAGACCCUGACAGCAGCCUCCGGCGACACCAUCUCAUAUGAGAAACUCAUUGUUGCCACUGGCGCUCGUCCAAUCUAUCUGACAGACUUUGGGACAGAGGGUGCGGAUUUGAAGAACAUCUUCUACUUGAGGAAUGUGGUUGAUGCUGACAAGAUCGUGGCCGCCAUCGCUGACGCCAAGACCAAGAGCAACAAGGCAACUAUAGUUGGUGGCGGCUACAUCGGGAUGGAGACAGCGGCGUGCUUGUCCAAGAACGGGCUGGAGGUGACUCUGGUGUUCCCAGAGAAGCACCUGAUGGAGCGCCUGUUCACUGCUGAGAUGGCAGCAUUCUACGAGAAGGUUUACACUGACAAGGGCAUCAAGCUCUUGCCGGGCUCCCUCGCCGCCUCCUUCGAGGGCAAGGACGGCCAUGUGACGACAACGGUGCUGAAAAACGGGGACAAGAUUGAAAGCGACAUAGUGCUGGUGGGGGUGGGCGCGCGGCCCAAUGUGGAGAUGUUCAAGGGGCAGCUGGACCUCCUAGAGGACCGCCCUGGCGGCAUCAAGGUGGACGGCAACCUGCGCACCAGCAACCCGGAUGUGUAUGCUGUGGGUGACAUCGCUGCAUUCCCCCUGAAGAAGUAUGGCAUCACCACCCGCCAGGAGCACGUUGCAAACUGCAGAGCGAGCGCAACGCACGCAGUGGCGUCCAUCAUGGACCCUUCCACUGGGGACUAUGAUUACCUGCCCUACUUCUACUCCAGAAUCUUUGAUUUGUCCUGGCAGUUGUACGGAAUCAAUGAAAUGACGACCCCCACACUAUUCGGCGACACCAGCAGCGGGAAGUUCGGCACCUACUUUGUCAGGGACGGCAAGGUGGUGGGGGCAUUCCUGAAGGGUGGAUCCCCCGAGGAGCAGGAGCUGAUGAAGAAGGUGGCCAUUGAGCAGCCGGCAGCACCCGAGGACCUGGCAGCUCAGGGCAUUGCCUUUGCUUCAAAGCUCUGAGCGCCUCAAAACUUCAAAGCGCCGCCCAUGGAACUAUUAAGUGCUCAGCCUUGAACUGAGGAGAGCAGAAUGCAUGACGAAGCGUGGGCUGUGUCACUGUGUCGAGCAAUGUGAUUGCCUGUGAAGUUCUGGUCACUGUGGUUUGAACAGAAUUCUAGCUGGUCUGGACAGUUCCAUGACCUGCCUGCAUUACCGGCACUAAAGUUCAGGAGGAGCAAGCCUGCUGUCUGUUCGUCCAAGGAGAGCGGCUCCUCUCUGGGCUGUGAACAAUUCUUUAGUACUUUCAAUCAUGGCAGACAGUCUGCACAGAUGCGUCGCCAUCUCAGUGUUCCUGUGGGGUAGCUUGUAUGCAUGCGCUGUGGUUUGCAGCUCGCUGUGUAUGUGUACAUCUUGUAUCUAAACGUAGAAGUGGU